This is a messenger RNA of Micromonas pusilla CCMP1545, 981 nucleotides long. RefSeq lists its product as uncharacterized. Gene Ontology annotation, molecular function: thiamine pyrophosphate binding; acetolactate synthase activity; flavin adenine dinucleotide binding. The transcript has 3 exons. The record is from RefSeq and is a predicted model, not a curated record. Bases 1 to 981 code for a protein of 326 amino acids. NCBI's taxonomy places the organism in Eukaryota, Viridiplantae, Chlorophyta, Mamiellophyceae, Mamiellales, Mamiellaceae.
AUGCCUCGCUUCGCUCCCUCCGCCGCGAAGCAACCCGUCGAGAAGCGCGUGGAGAGACCGAAGGCCCCCACGGGCGCGGAGUCCAUGAUGAAAGCGCUCGCGGACCGCGGCGUCGAGGCGUGCUUCGCGAACCCGGGCACGACGGAGAUGUGGCUCGUGGGCGCGCUCGACGCGGAGCCGCGCGUGCGACCCGUGCUCGGCCUGCACGAGACCGUCUGCGCGGGCGCCGUGGACGGAUACGCGCGAAUGGCGAGGAAGCCCGCGUGCACGAUCCUCCACCUCGGCCCCGGGCUCGCGAACGCGCUCGCGAACCUCCACAACGCGCGCCGCGCCAACGUCCCGGUCCUGAACAUCGUCGGCGACAUGUCCACGUGGCACCGCGGCGCGGACGCGCUCCUGGAGAUGGACGUGGAGGCGCGUUCUAUCUCACACUGGCCUUUCGCCGGCGCAUCUCUCCGCCCACCCCUCGAUUUCAAUCCUCGACCGCGUUGCCUCACAACUCCAACUGACGCCUUUGAACUCCACCCCGACGUCGCUUCGUAUGGAUUGGCCCUCAACGUGGAGGCCCUCGCCGCCGCGGUGUCUUCGCACGUGCACACGUCCACGGUCCCGGGGGCGAUGCGAUCUGACGCGAUCGACGCGCUGAAAGCGACGGAUCGAUCGGAGACGAACGCCGACGGGAGAGGACGCGUCGCGACGUUGAUCGUGCCGCACGACCGGACGUGGGAGAGAACGGGCUCGCUGCUGGCUUCCAUCAUGGACUCGGACGACGAAGACGACGUCGACGACGCGAAGCGCGCCGCGCCCGCGUCGUACGUCCCGCCCACGCCCGCGCCUCACCCCGCGCCCUCUUCCGUCAUCAACGCCGGCGACGACGCGACCGCGUUCGUGACCGCGGCCGUGCACGACGCCGUGCGAGGCGCGCUGGCGCUUAGGUGCGUUCUAUACACUGGUCCCCAUACGACCCCGUCGGCGUGGUGA